Molecule: messenger RNA, 1268 nt
Organism: Acaulospora colombiana
Lineage: Eukaryota; Fungi; Glomeromycota; Glomeromycetes; Diversisporales; Acaulosporaceae
Source: the annotation of a GenBank genome assembly
AUGGCAAAGUACGAAACUGACUUGUCACAGUCUUAUAUCCCUACAAUCUACUAUGCCAGUGUUCUGGAACUUGGCAUAAAUGGCCAUCGUAUUGAGCUCGGAUUAUGGGAUACUUCAGCUCAACCGCAAUAUGAACGUUUACGUCCACUCAACUAUCCGAAUUCUCACGUUCCGAUUAUUCUCGUUGGCUGCAAGAAGGAUUUGCGGGGGCCGUCUUCAGCCAUUCCCGGACUCAUAUCCGAUGGGCUGGUCAGUGAAGAGGAAGGACAUCAGGUGGCUCGAAGCAUCGGAGCGUUGAAGUACAUGGAGUGUAGUUCCAAGACAGGAGAAGGCGUGGAUCGGGUCCUGAAUGAAGCUGCACUGGCAUCAUUGUCGCGAACGGAACGGGCCGGGAGUCCAGAAAUGUGUCGGCGUGCUACACGGGCGGUAUCAUUUGAGAGCCAGAAAGACAAGGGCCCUUAUUUUCUGGUCCUGAGUUGUACUAUUGACUCGGUGGGAGGCAUAGGGGGACAGAUAUACGCGUCACAUUCAAAUAGAAUAAUCGUAUCCCAUCUUCGGGGACAUCUCUUGCAGAGCGCCACUCCCAGUCAUUCCUUGGAAUUGUUGCAACCGAACGCAGCAAGCCUCAUCACCGUCGCGUCGAACUAUACUUCUACGAACGGCACAAGAGACUGGGUAACAUCAUUGAUAAGCCGUGUUAUGGUCUUGACAGUCCCUCAUUUUCGACGGAAGCUGGCUAUUGUUGGUGAUGCACGGUGCGGUAAGACUUCGUUGAUACAGAGAGUUGCUUUUCGUUACUAUCCUAUAGAGGGAACCCCUACGUACUAUAUUAUAGAGAACCCUGUGGAGGAAAUCGAAAUUGAAUGUCAUGGUACCGCGGAACUUGCGCUCUGGGAGACAUCGGAUCCGUACUUUCACCUGCAGUCCAUGACAUAUUCCAAUGUGAAUGCAAUUCUCCUAUGCUUCUCGAUCGCACAACCCUCGAGUUUGAACAAUAUAUGCGACAAGUGGCUUCCACAGGUGCUCCAUUUCUGUUCAAGUCAGGUUGUCUCAUUCAUUGUUGUCAGUCUGAAGAAGGAUCUGAGGAAUGACGAGACUGAUAGCAAUAUAUUCAGCUAUGAACAAGGCGAGGCAAAAGCAAAGCAGGCUGGUGCGUACGCAUAUGUGGAAUGCAGCGCUAAAACUGGUGAAGGAGUGCACGAGGUCUUUGAGCAAGCGACUCGAUCAACCUUACCACCACCUAAUAGGAAGAAGAAUAAUCGAGCGGG